CUGCGUUUGGGUCCUCCCUACCCGUUAGGUGACAGUCAUUUAAAAUCAUUUUCGUCAAUGUAUAGUGGAAAUAUUUUUUAAAAGGGUAUUGUUGUUGGAGUGUCAUUCGCUUGGGGAGGGACAUUGCGAUAAUUGACAUUCGAUGCUUACUUACGUUUUGAUGUUUUAUGGAGUGUUUUGUUGGUUUGGUUGUUUGUUCCAGGAAAUUUGAACUUCAUGUUUAGAAGGAUAUCGUCCCUGGAGUCUAACAUCUGGAUGUGUCAGUGUUUUGAGAAAAUUGUCUUGUAAUUUUAUACGUUUCAUGCUUUAUUCUUGUACUAUAGUUACAAAGGUAUCAUUUUAAAAACGGUCAUUUUCGCGUGACUGCUCAGAUGACACAAUCAUAUGACAGGAAUCCGUAGGAAACUGUUAGUCGUCUCUGCGCAUGCGGACAGCCGGACACCUUUCCUGGUUCAGUCUAAUGAAAACAUUUUUGUGAGGAUGGCGGAGCCUGUUACUGGCAGUGAGGAGAUACCAGCGGUGACUGAGAAUGAUGCAGAUGCAACAUCUGAGGAGUUGGAGAACAACCAGACCAACGCAAUGGUGGAGGAAGGCACAAAUCUCUUGAGGAAGAUGGAGAUCAGCGUUGCUGAGGCAGAGAAAAGAAUGGGGAAGAACUCCGUUAACAUCCAGGAGACCUACACAGUUUACCUCAUAGAAACACGACUUUUUUCUUCUGAUAGGCCCAUUGAUGCCGUGGCAGAAGGUCACAACCCAGCCCCUGACUCUGUGUGGAGACGCUACAGUGAAUUUGAGCUUCUGAGGAACUAUUUUCUAGUCACCUUUCCGUUUGUGGUUGUGCCCCCUCUGCCUGAGAAAAGAGCUGAAUUUGUGUGGCACAAGUUAUCCGCAGACAACAUGGACCCAGACUUUGUGGAGAGACGAAGGGUGGGACUGGAGAACUUCCUGCUCCGUGUGGCCUCCCACUCGGUCCUUUCAAACGACAAGAUCUUCUACCAGUUCCUUACGGAGGAAAAUGGAUGGAAAGAGGUGGUGUUUGACACUGGCUUCCAGGCAAAGGCUGAUUCAAGGCUGAAAGCUCUGAAUGCAACCUUCAGGGUAAAAAGUCCAGACAAGCGCUUCGUGGAACUGAAGCAUUACAGCGAUGAGCUGCAGUCUAUCACCUCUCAGCUGCUCAGAGUGCGAGCCAGAGUAGCAGAUCGUCUGUAUGGUGUCUACAAAGUGCACGGAAAUUACGGAAGGGUUUUCAGUGAGUGGAGUGCCAUUGAAAGGGAGAUGGGGGAUGGACUGCAGAGUGCUGGACACCACAUGGAUGCGUAUGCUUCCUCGAUUGACGACAUCCUGGAGGAAGAGGAGCACUAUGCCGACCAGAUGAAGGAGUACCUGUUCUAUGCGGAAGCGCUACGGGCAGUUUGCCGGAAGCACGAGCUGAUGCAGUACGAGCUGGAGACGGCCGCGCUGGACCUGGCCUCCAAGAAGCAGCAGAGGGAGGAGCUAGCCACUGGGACCGUACGGACCUUCUCCUUCAAAGGGAUGACCAAUAAGCUCUUCGGCCAGGAGACCCAGGAGCAGAGAGAGGCCAAGCUCCAGGUGCUAGAGGAGCAGAUCAUCGAGGGGGAGGAGCUGGUCAAAGAGAAGACCAUUGAGUGCGAUGAAUUUGUAAAGAAUGCCUGGGUGGACAUGGUACGUUUCAAGGAGCAAAAAGAUAGAGACUUGAAGGAAGCACUGAUCAGUUACGCCAUCAUGCAGAUCAGUGUGUGUAAGAAGGGAAUUCAAAUGUGGGCCAAUGCUAAGGAAUGCUUCAGCAAGAUGUAAAAUGGUGGUCUGAGUUCAGUCUGAAGCAACCAACCAGCAGAGGAAACGAGGCUUCGGAAUGGAUCUGAGCAACAACCAGAAUGGAAGACUGAAAGACUGAAACCUUGGAAGCUGUUGGAAGAACCAUGGGAAAACCUGUCAUUUGAAAAUAUAUGGCACAUUAAUCAUAGUAUGUUUUUGUUUUUUUUGUUUUUGUUUUUUUGUAAACUGAGCAAAGGCUAUCUUCACAGAAAGUAAUAACAGCUGCUCCGUGACUUGAUUUUCCCUAUAUUAUAUUUAGGCUUUUUUAAAAUUUUUUAUUUUGAAACCGUUUGUGACAUUUUUAUGUGGAACUGACAUUGGUUUGAUGUGCAGGAUUCUCUUGCACCCCCCCCCCCAUUCCUCAGAGUAGAUAACAGCUGACAUUUAGCUCUCAAAACUGUAUUCUCUUGUGAGACAAUGGCUCCCAUUCUGGUGAGUCUACUGGAAAGCACAUCAGUUCAGUUCCUGCAGCUGUCAGUACUGUGUGUGCUGAAUUAUUUAUGGGACCUUAUUUUAACUCAACUCAUGUGAACUCAACACAUGCUCACUAAUUCAGGUAUUAUAUUUUACCAAAUUUUGUGUUGUCUCUCUCUGGUGGCCAUCCAAGGAAUCCUGGGUUUCAAUUUUUUUGUCUAAUUUUUUUUUUAAGGAUACGGUAUAUUGUAGGGUACAUUAUGUACAAUAUAGAAGUUGUUUUUGUUUUUUGUUUAAACAUGCCUCUUCAUCUUCUCCGUGUAGUUCUUUUCAAAAUUUUGUGCUUGAAUAAAUUAUUGUAUUUUUUUUUUUUUUUUUUUUUUGAAGUAAGCUUUAUUUCAUAAGUUAAGAGUAUUGUGAAUUUGGAGCUGCUCACGUUUUGUUUAAACCAUUUUUAGACCAUUGCAUGUCAGGUAAGUGCAAUGUUGCUUUUUAAAUUCAGUUUGAAAUUGUUAGAUUUUCAUUAAACAACCCUCAGGGUGGCAUUAUAUUUAAAAUCUUCCAAAAAGACUAGUUCAAGCACAGUGAGAGUGAGCACUUCAGGAAUUUCGGUGCUUUGCUGAGACAAUUUUGAGGCAGAGGCCAUUUAAUGAACUACAUAAUGUUGCCAGUUUAAACAAAAAAUGUCUCAGAAAUUAAUGAGAGGAGUGGACAAAAGAUGAAGUUUUUUGGAAAUGUAAGAUAGUGGAAUAUGAUGUUUCAUUGUUUAUAGCAUUGUCCCUUGUCACAAGACACAUUGUAAAAAGGCUUAAGAAUGUGAAUAUCACAUUUUGUCAAAGUAGAGGUUUAAACUGUUAAAAUUAGCAGCACUUUAAUGAAAGAGCUUCCAGUUUAAAGAGAGCUGUCAUUGACGGUUAAUGUCCAGAUCCUGUGUUCAGGAUUUAUUUUGCAUCACUGGGUUUUACUGGUCCAACUCUGGGUGAGCUGCAAAGUAAAUAUUGGCAUAGUUUGCUUUUAUCAACAUGUCAACAAAAAAAAAUGUAUAUAUUAAAAGAAAUUUUAAAAUAAAACUCAUUCAAAUGGCCAGCUUUGGCACACCCUUUGUUUGCUGAAAAUGUCGGCCUUCAUUCUGAACCGUUGGUUAAUUUUUGCAAUGAAGGAGCAACCAGCAUUGUAGUUUCUUCUGAGGAAGUGGGUCAGUUUCUGUCUGAAUAACGUGAAGGACUGUGAGGAAAUGUAUAUUGUCAUUUCUGUGUAGAAACUGGCUGGAAGACUAGCUUGGCUCUUUGAUUUGGUUUUAAGUCAUUCUGCUGUCUGAAUUCUACGAUGUCAGAAUGGUUUCUUGGGAGGAAUCAAUAUUUGACAUUUCCUUUGACUUCAGGUUAAUUUUGAACUUGUUGGCAUAAUCAUUGUCCCUGAGCUUUCAAAAACGCUAAUAAAUUAAGAAUGAUUGUAUGAUA
Anguilla anguilla (European eel) is the source of this 3710-nucleotide messenger RNA. Its product is annotated as sorting nexin-4-like. The transcript is spliced from 14 exons. Gene Ontology annotation, molecular function: phosphatidylinositol binding. Lineage: Eukaryota; Metazoa; Chordata; Actinopteri; Anguilliformes; Anguillidae. The record is from RefSeq and is a predicted model, not a curated record. Gene Ontology annotation, biological process: protein transport. The coding region runs from base 385 to 1815 and encodes 476 amino acids.